Molecule: messenger RNA, 3431 nt
Organism: Patiria miniata (bat star)
Lineage: Eukaryota; Metazoa; Echinodermata; Asteroidea; Valvatida; Asterinidae
Exons: 6
Coding region: 13-1950 (645 amino acids)
Source: RefSeq, a predicted model, not a curated record
AACUGUCUUAGGAUGAUGUUUUCAAAGAUGAGGCAAACCACCUUGAAGACAACUGUUUUAGGGUGCAUCAGGAAGAUCUGGCUUCUGUUCCAGACUCCAUGGUUUAAGCAGAGUUUAAAACCUGUAGUUCAAGCUACAAGUACUUACGAAGAAGACGUUCAAGACUACUUGGAGGAUCAUGUUCAACGGCUGAAGGAAAAUUUGUCUCCCAUCACUGUGUCUGCUUUAGAGGGGAUGGAUCUUGUGCAGUCCAAAGAGUAUGCGUGCACAGAGGCUGUUGGUACUCGGCAGAUUUGUACCUCUGAAACUGUGGAUUCCUUCAAAGAAAACAUCAAGAGUAAGACAGAUCCCAUUCUUCCUGGCUGCAAGUUAUCUUUGACUGAAUCCCAGAGCAAAGUUGGAUGUCGCUUGGUUGCUAAGGUGCUGGAAGUUGGGGCUUCCUUGGAGAUUUCGCUCUUGUCAGUAGUUGAGGUGUCCUGGUCGUUUACUUCCUGGCUGAUGGCUGUUUCAUUGUCCUUCCAAAUCUAUGUUCCUGGCUCAAGUUCCUGGUUCACAACUGAAGAACCGUUCCAGAAACAGGCACUGGCAGUCAAGAAAGAGGAUUCCUCAAAAGAUCAGUCUUCCCAGCUCCAGAAUUUCAGCUCUGGGUUCAUGGGUGUGUCUUUCCACAAGGAGGAAAUCAUUUCAAGUGAGCCAACUUCAUCUGGUAGAUCUGGCCUGACUCCACCAAUUUCCUCUGAGGGAAAAACAGGCACAAAGAGAAAGAGAAACACCAAGAAGAGUACCAGGAAUCUGCAAAAGAGGAAGAUGAUUGGAGCAGGGCCAGAAGAGAAACUGAAGAAACCAGCGGUUGUCACGGCAACUGGUGGUGGGUCUUCUACUAACCAGACUUCCAAGGGUCAACAGAGCAGUCAAGAGUCCACCAAAAAACAGUCAUCCACCUCUGCUCGAGUGACUAGCUCCUGCCCUAGAAGUCGGAAUGCAGGAGGCACUGGGGCAUCUGGUGGAACAGGUGGGGAAGAGCCACCAGAUGACGACCGACGCGGGAACAGGUCGCCACCCCCGGAUGCAGCUGGAGCAGCAGACAAAGAGCAGGAGGAUGAAGAUGAGUCCAAGAAAGAAGGCGCUCUAAAUAUCCCAGUGAAUGUUCACAACAAGAACAAAGUGAAGGAUUACCUGAGAGAUGAUCAACGUGUUACGGGAUACUACCUUUGGGGUGAUGAUGACAACCAUGUUGCAGGGGACCAGCCAGCAACCACUGCAUCACCUGUCAAGUCCCAUGGUCGUAGGGAUGGUGGAUCCUUCUCUGGCCCUCGAGGCCGCAAGCCAAAAAAACAGCCAAAUCACGCUCCCCCGGUGGCCAAAAAUGCCUGCCGCUUCACAGCAUCCCUUCUAGGGGUUGUCAACCAAGAUGGACACCGAAGCCCUUCACCCACGGUCCAUACCAGAUUUGGCGACUACAAAGAUUCUGAAAUGUACCAACGGCCGCAAGAAUCUUACCCUACGGCCGGGUCCCGGUCACCUCCACGCUACCUGUCUGGCACGCCCGUGUUUGGGGAAUCUGAAGAGCAUCCCAACACCUACAAAGAGGUUCCUCCUGACAAGCCAAAUCUCCCCACUCGUGAUGAUGCAUCCUCAUCCCAACCGGAGCCCCUUAGAGGUGAGGAUGCUUCAGCUCUCAGUGACACCAGCUCCCAAACCCAGCCAGAGGUACCAACCAGCCAAGAGAUACCAGAAGACUACAGGCUAAUGAUUCGGCAACAGUCUUCAGGUCAAGGGAGUGUCCUAUCUCAGACAGAGAGGGUAUUAUACGCCUACAUGAGAGAAAACUUCUUGCGUGCAGCUCACAGCCAAGAGGAUCCAUUGGAAAUGGAAAAGCUAAUGCACGAGGCCAAUUCUCUGCCUGAGGAUCAUGACCAAGGAGAUGAUGAACAACUGCAAAAUCAUUAAAAUAUUACAUAUGGCAGUUAAAUGAACCUAUUCUUAAUGGCAGAUCAAUUUGAAGGAAAUGACAAGUACCUUAUGGAUAAAUGUUUUCAAUAAAAAUGAACAGAUGAGAUUGGUGUGGUUAAUUAAAACAUGCUUUCCAUUUUUUUUAAAGUAAUUAUUUGCCAAGACAAAAAUUGCCUUUCAAAGUUACUCUAUGCAGUUUGUACGUUUAUAGGUUUGAUUCGUUUUCCCUCUAAAACAUCAUAGAUUACCUGAUUUUAAUUAAAAUCCCAUACUUGCUCACGUUUUAAAUGCAAGGAUUAUUUGAACGCAAUUACAAAAUGAAAACAAGUUAAUGAUGGGGCAAUUUUGAAGGCAAUGAGUUUCAUGACGAUUCUGAGUCUUGGCCGGUUUCUCACAUUUUGUGCUUGCUGACUCUAAGUAUCUGUGAUGAAAAGAUGAGAGAGAUCAGGACAUUAUUUGUUUCUAGGUGCGUAAAACAUGGUGAAACCUACAUGAGUUUGAUGACAUUCUAUAUGAUUUUCAAAACAAUUCAAGGAGUGUUCACUAAUCCCGAGAUGUAUAAUUACCUUUUUCUUUCUCUCUUUAAAAACAAAAUUGUACAUUUAGGUUUGAAUCAUUAUUAACACCUGCAUAACCUUUGUAAUAUCCAUAUGUAGGAUAGCUUAACUUUAGUUAGAUUGUACCAUAAAGAUAUACUGCAACAACUGUGUUUAGCAAUCAAACACUUUUCUAAACACUUUCUUGCUAUCACUUUGUAAGCAUGUUUAAUUAUUUAACAUGCUUAGAAUAUUGACGCAUUGUUUAGCGAGUGAACACGUAAGAAAUCGGACACAUAUUACUUAGCUUUUAAGUUUGUUUACAAAGUGAUAGUUAGCAAGAUUGUGUUUAAUUGCGAAACACAUUGUUUAGAGUGUAGAUUAUCGUAUAUUGAAAUAUUCGGAUUAUUGGUUUUUUUAUGGUAGCAACUUUUGUUUAACUUUAAGCAUUAUAAAUGAUUCAGAUCUGAAUGACUUUAUAUACCCACCAUCCAUAUAAUUGCUGUUAUUCGUGUACGAAUAAUGAAAUGAAAAAUAUUUUAACCACCAUUUAAUUAUUAGAAGCAAACCCUUCGGACAGUGUCCAACUACACUGUACUUUAUGAGUGCGGAAAGCAGUUAAAAAUUGUGAAGCAAUUAAAAGCUGAAGUUUCCCACUAUGAUAAAAGUAUCUUUGGAACAGAGUCCAGUACUGAAUGAGCAUAUGUACAAAGCCUUUCACCACAACCAGUACUGAAACCCUAGAAGUACUAUUUUCUAAAGUAAGUAAAAAAAAAUGUCAGUAAUUGUAGAUGCUUUUCAAUAAACAUUGCAGUAGUUAUAGUGAGAUCUGAUUUAUUGUCAGUCUUCUCUGAAGAUAGAUGUAUAAUUAAAACUUCAUUUCACUCGGUAACUAAAAAGAGGGCUCAAAAUCACACAAAGUAAAUCCCCCGACCAAAUAAA